Fusarium proliferatum ET1 is the source of this 423-nucleotide messenger RNA. RefSeq lists its product as uncharacterized. Bases 1 to 423 code for a protein of 140 amino acids. The record is from RefSeq and is a predicted model, not a curated record. Lineage: Eukaryota; Fungi; Ascomycota; Sordariomycetes; Hypocreales; Nectriaceae. The transcript is spliced from 3 exons.
AUGAAGUUCUCUGCCGUUAUUGCCUUGCUCCUUCCCCUCUCCGGCGUCCUCGCUUCGCCAGUCACAGACUCUGGCCCUAUUGGCAUCGCAAGAGACGAACAUGCCACAGGAACUGAGCCCUUGAGCGUCGAUCAGAGCGAAGCUGAUUUGGUGGGUCGUGACAUCUUUUCACGCUCCACUAGGAAGUGCAAGAUCGUCAACGUCUCGAACCGCGCCUUCUGCCGCAGUGGACCUGGCACCAACUAUCCGAUCAAGUACUCGGUGUACAAGGGCCAGGAGUACAAGUUUGAUUGCUACAAGAAGGGAACUUGUCAUGAAGGCAACUGCACUUGGGACCGCCUCCCGCAUGCUGAAGGGUAUUGCUACGUGUCUGGCGCCUACACCGACAGCCGAUGCACUAAAGCCGCUCUCGGAAAGUGUUAG